AUGGCUGCUAAGAAUUGGGAAGGGCGAACAGAGACAGGCGGGGAUGGUGGCGACCCACCGCCGCCGGCGCAAGCACCGCUCGAUGCUGUGUGGCAGCCAGUGGCCAGCACAAGGUUUCGAUUCUACGUGUACUCAGCGUACAUGGAGAGACGAACGCUGGCCGCCGUGCGAGUGAUUGCGGCCACGCGGACUCGCGGUGCUGACUCUGUUAUCUGUCGAAUGUGGUUGCCGGACAACAGGACACUCACUUUGAAGGCCAGAGUUAAGCCUAUCCGAGAGAACUGGAACUUGAAGUACAGUGCGACAUACGUGCUAUGCCUGCUACGUGAGACAGGCGUGAAGCCUCAGGAGACGGUCGGCGCGUCGCUGUCCGUACUGGCCAGCACGGCGCAGCACCGCCCGCCCACUAACCAGCUCAUUGUCCUCGACACCAAUCCUAGGAAGGGUAUUGAGGAAACUCUACACGUGUGCGUGAAGCCGUUUCACUUUUCGUACGCUCGCGCCGACUGGCUGCUGGAGUGGUUUGAGCUGAACCGUCUGCUGGGCGUCAGCCACUUCUAUAUGUACAACGAGUCCCUGAGCGCGCCAGUCGCCUGCCUCAUAGAGCACUACCGCAAGCAGGGCCUGGUCACGCUGCUGCCCUGGAAGCUGCCCAUUGUGUCCAAAGUCGAAAUAAGGACGGAGGGUCAGUUCGCGGCAUUUAACGACUGCCUGUACCGGUCAAUGUCAGCUGCUGGUUGGCUUCUAGUCAUCGACGUGGACGAGGUGGUGCUGCCGCGGCGCGAGCGCACGCUGUCCGCGCUGCUCACUGCCCUGCGAGCUGCAUACAACCCUCCCUCCAAGGCACCCUCCGCCUUCUUGUUUAGGAACGCCUUCUUCUACUUGGGCUGGGAGGACGACGCCGAAGCCCCGGCGCCUUUGUUGACGUCACGCAAGACGCGUCGCUGGGCCGCGCCGCACGCGGUCAAGAAUCGCAGCAAGUACGCACUGCGGCCGCGCGACGCCGUCGAGCUCGGCAACCACUUCGUGUGGGAACUCGCGCCCGGCGCCAGCUCCGUCGGCGUGCCCACUGACCGAGCCUUGCUGCACCACUAUCGGAUGGCGUGUGAGUACGGCGGACAGCAAUGUCUGACGGUGCCGUCGACAGUGGACCGCACAGCGCACCGCUGGGCAGAUGACCUUCUCAAGCGGGUCAACGCUGAAAAGGAUGUAUAUUUAAAAACGUGUCCCACUUAAACCGGUUCUCGAAGCAUCUCCCUGAUUGUACAAAUUUACAAGUAUAUCUAAAAUGGUCUCUUUAUAUCAUAGAUAUUAAAAUUAUACGGCCAUGGAAGGUUAAUAUUAUCGCGUUAAUCGUUACCAGAGAAACUUGAUAAAAGAAUCGUGUUCUUUCUCUUAAAUCGUAAUGUUUCUCGAAAUUUCGCAUGAAAUAUAGCAUUAGAUAAGGUAACAUGUCUGCAAGCUUUUUCGGUAGCGUCACGUCGUGACAAUAUUGAAACUCUAUGGUCUUAAGUAAUUAUAAGUAUUAAGCCUGCAUUGAAAUUUAUCUGUAUAGUUUUGUUAUAUACAAU
Messenger RNA from Papilio machaon (common yellow swallowtail), 1571 nucleotides. RefSeq lists its product as uncharacterized. The transcript is spliced from 8 exons. The record is from RefSeq and is a predicted model, not a curated record. The coding region runs from base 1 to 1236 and encodes 411 amino acids. NCBI's taxonomy places the organism in Eukaryota, Metazoa, Arthropoda, Insecta, Lepidoptera, Papilionidae.